GUUUAAACGGCGACCAAACGACUUCAUUCUCAUAUCAAACAAAUAAAAGAAAAUAUGUUCGUCCAAUUACGAAAAAGUUACUAAAUAUUUUUUCAAAAAAAUAUUGCACAUGACGGCGGGUGUACGUUCACGAAAUACUUGAGAAAAAGGGCACAGCAAAACGAAAAAAAUGCAAUUUCCAUAAUAAUCAAACGAUUAAGUCCCUAAAACAAAUCCACAUAUGGGAGAAGAGACUUCAUAACUGAACCGAAGAGAAAUCAGAAAGUAAAGAAGGAGAGCACCUCCACAACCACCAGCAGCAGCAGCAAACAAAGAAAAAGGCAUUAAACGUCUCCUUUGUUGCGACAAGAAGAAGAAGAAGAAGAAGGAGAAGCUGUAGAAAAAAGAACUCCUCCUUAGCCACCUCCGGCUUUAUUUUUGUAUUUACCCAAAAAUUCCAAGGCUAAGAAGCUAGCAGCAAGCAACCAACCCAAAAUAUAUACUAAAUGGGACGCCAAUUUAGACAAGUGGCACUUCGAAGCCAUUUUUAAGAGGAUUUUUGUUUCGUUUUUUUAUUUUUGCAACAUCUUUCAAGAGACGACGCAAGGAAACCAAGCAAGCAAGCAACACUGCCAAAAAAAAAUAAUCCCUACCACAACAGCAACAGCUAUACUGAAAACAAAAGAGGAGAGGGUGGCUCUUUUGUGGAGUAAUUCAUUGCCUUCUACUCCACGUACGCCGCCUACACGUCGUCGACGUCGUGGUAGUCGUCGUCCUCGUCGCCAUCCAAAACAUCUAAGCUGGAUUUUUUAACUUAAGCACAAUUUUUGUUCUAAUUUUAAUAAUUAAAAAAAAUAUUCCGUAAUACAUCUCGCCCAACUGCGGCGGACACACCCCCUACAUCCCCGCUAAAUCAGCCAGACAACAACAACAACAAAAGCAACCAAAAUGUUGUACGUUUUUCAUGUCGAUGUCGGCCGCAUGUUAAAUUUUGAUAUGACAGUUGCACUGUCGUCGGUUGAAAAUCUCAAAGACACCAUUGAACGCCUGCAUGGCAUACCGGCGGCCAAUAUUGUCCUGCUGGUGAGUGGCGGUGAAAUGUUAAUACAUUCCACACAAGUCUCAUAUUAUUCAGCCGGCACCGAUACAAAUCCCAUUUACAUGUUCUUAACGGGCGAUGUUCGCCUGCCAGCCCUUGAGCCUCCCGUGGAGGCAGAUUUGGAUUUGCGUGAACAGGUCGAACGUAGCCUUGAACUGCCGGCUGUCUAUGAUACCGUGGUGAGGAGAGCUCAAAUUGCAUUGCGCAUGCAUGAUUUAGCGCGCGACGAAGAACGGCUGUGCGAACGUUUGGUGCACGAUCAACAUUUGCAACAGCAGGGCUGGUCGGCGGUGGUAGCCAAUUUAGAGGAUUUGACGGAGGAAUUUCGUCAACGUUUUCGUAAUUUCUGCGAUGCUUUUGACAAGCAUUUGGAAAAGAGGUCAUCGUAUUUGGAAUUGUUGCGGAAUUUCGCCGAUGAUUUAACCAAACUGUCACGUAUACCCAUUCUGCCGGGUUUAAUGCCUCUGGCGGAGGCUGAUUUCCAUGGAUUUGAUGAGUUUCUGGAAAAUGACGAUGUGUUUUCUCGUUCCAAAAAUGCCCAGGAAUCGGUAUUAAUGGUGGGUGGUGCUAAUAACGAGUACGCGGAGGAAACAGACCCAGAGACACCAAAGAAAGCAGAGGGUGGUGGUGGUGGUGAAGAGGCCGGUGAUAAUCCCCCAGAUGACAAGUCCACCUCAUCCACCUCCACAUCGCCCAACAAAAAGUUAAAAAUGGGCACCGAUUCCAAUGAAGAGCGCAUCUCUCAAACCUCACAGACAUCAACGUCAUCAACGGCCCGCCGCCUCAAUCUUUUGCAAUGGAUCACCUCCAAGGAGAACCGCAACGCCCUACGGACAAUGGCCGAGGAAUGUGCCCAGGGCUUGAAUACAUUUAACGAAGAGAUCUACGAUAAACUGAAAAUCGAAGUCCAAAACAUCAUCAAACUUGCCGAACAGAAUGAGGUCAAGGAAAUCAGGGGCCUGGGCGAACGCCUGUGCAAGCUGGAAGAAUUCAAAUACAAAAUAAAAAGUAUGGUCAAGGAUCAGCGUGAAUUGUCCACAGCCUUCCAACAGAAUCAAAACAGAGCCAUUAACCUCAGAGAUGCCUCCAUAUUACCCGAUCUAUGUGCCUCGCAUCAAUCUCAGUUAUUGGUUAUGCUGCAAAAUCAUCAGAAAAUCCGAGAUCAUCGGCGCUGCAUUGCCAAGGCCAAGGAAGAGUUGGGCUCAAAUCUGUAUGCCCGUCUGAAACGCAUUGUCUUCAUUGAGAAUGCCAUGAGCGAGUUUGAUAACCGGCUGUUGUUUUAUCUACGCUGUUUGCGCAGGGCCGAGCGGCACAUACACAUCAUAGAUCAGAUCCAUCAGGCACCGAAUAUGUACGUGGCUGCCGUCACAGAAGUAAUGCGCCGUAAAAUCUUUUCCUCAGAGUUUCGCCUGUGGGCCUCUAAGUUGGCCGAGGAUUUUGAUGGCAUCCACAGUGAAGAGAUGAAACGUCGUCAACAGUUCAAUGUCAACUUCGAGGGGCAUUUCCUGAAUAUUUUAUUUCCCGGUAUGACCGAUAUGCCGCCGGCCUUUGCCAAUGAAUAUCCACUCGUGUUUGAUGCUCGUCUGCCGAAUAUCACAAAAUCGGAUAUUGAUGUUCUUACCACACAUUUACCCGAAAUGGCCUCGCAGAUACAAUUGCCCGAUAUGGAACCUGUGAUAUAUUUUUUUGUUUCUCGUUCGGGUAUGCAUCAGCGGGAGCGUUUUGAAGAAUUGCUCAAAAAGAGAGAGAAGAUCGAAAUCCAGGAAUGUUUAAAACAAUUGGCGGCCGAGAUGGGUGAGGGCGACUCUGGUUCCUCAUCAUGUAAAGCCAUGCAGACGAGCGGGAAAAUCCUGGUAAAUCCUCGUGUAAAUGAGCUACGUAAAGACACAGGCGGUGGGGGAGGAGGCGGAGGAGUGACGGGCGGCGAAGAAUCAGAAACCGAUACCGAAACUGAAUUCGAACAAGUGGCGGCCGUACAGCAAUCUGUUGCAACAUCAAUGACCGACAACCCAUUCCUCCCACAAGGCCUUACAAAAAGUACCGGUACCGAAAGUGUUUUAAUGCAAAGUGCCGAAACCCUGACAGAGGAAACAGGCGACUCCCUAAAGGCAGAAGUCACACGUAUGCGAGCAAUGUUGGGAGCCAUGUCUAAAUUGGCUUUGGAUUGCAUACAACUGGCACGAAGUAAUCUACAGAGUUUUCGCGAGGAAGCCACAACACAAAAAGAAGAUCUCCAGUCAGAAUUGCAAAAUCUCAAUGAUAAAUGGAAUGUGAUACGUAUGCAAUGUGAAGCCCGGGAACAGGAUGCCCGCACCAUCGAAGAACAAAGAGAACGCGACAUCUUACUGCUAAGAGAAGAGCUUAAGAAACGUGAGUGCGAACUGCAGGAGGAAAGGGAGAGAAAUGCCGAAAUGGCCACGAUGCAAAUAAAAUGUGCAACUCUGGAAGCCCAGCUGGAGGAGUUAAGGGAAAAACUAAAAUCAGUGGAUGCCGAAAGGGAACAGGCCGUCUCUGAGGCAUGUGAAAAACUCAUACAUGCCCAUAAAACCGAGCUGGAGUCACUGCGUCAACGUUUCAAGUUAAUGACUUCAAUGGAACGUUCACCAUCGGAUCUUAGUCUAGAAGUACCCACAAUGGUCGCCGGCGGCGGCAGCAGCAGCAGCGGAGAACGUAGUCUGGAAAAUGUCAUUGACAAGACGCAACAUGAACAGCAAAUGAAGCAACUACGCUCAGAGCUGGAAGCUGAAAAAGAAAAGGCCAUAACGGCAGCCAUUGAAGUGGAACGCUCCAUAUGGCAAUCGAAAAUAUUCCCACUCAAUUCAGAAUCUGUGAUGGCCAACGUUGGCAUUCUUAAGCAAAUGAUUGUAGACAAGGAGCGCCAACUGGAGCAAUUGCGCGAAAAGGAUCUAAUGUUGACAAAGGAAAAUUUCCAAUUGAAAACACGCCUGGAUGCGUUGACCAACGAGGAGGGCAACAGUUGGCUAAAGGAGAAAAUCGAUUAUUUGAAUCGUGACAAGUGUCGCCUGGAGGAGGAACUAAAUCAGGAGAAAUCGAAACGUCUAGAAAUGGAAACAUCUGUUGCAGCUCUCAAGGGCUCCACUUAUGAACAAUCUACCUUGCCACGUUCCAAAUCCAGUGGUUCUAGUCAGAAAUCCAUCAUAUUGGAGUCGUGCACCAAAGGUGAUUUGGUCUUUGUCGUCUGGAGCAUGCGUCACGGCCAAUUUAUGGUUGUACAAGAUUCCCCCAGUUUAUAUUUUGUUCAUGGUGACAGUUUGGCUGCACUGAAUUUACGUUUACCCCAACCGGGCGAUGAUACCAGCAUACCAAUGCCUUACUAUGCCAUUGGUCGUGUGGUAGAAAAGGAGUAUUGUCAGGCUCGAAAGGAUGAAAACCGUUAUCGUGUCAAUAGAGGCUCUAAAUUUUAUCGUAUUAAAUUGGUACCAUUGCUAUUCAGGCAGUCGGUUAGACGUGAACGUUUAGAAUCAUUCACCACAUCAAUUAGUCGUUCAAUAUCACAAAGUGAGUCUCAUGGCGGCGAUAACAUACUGGCGCCAUCUUCUUCAUCGGCAACAAACACAUCGUCGUCAUCAUCACCAUCAUCGACAGCUGUAUUGGGUUCGGGCACAACACCAUCAUCAUCGUCGUCAUAUUCAACGCAUGGUGUAACUUUAACUGCAGCAAAGGAUGUUGUUGAUUCCACUACAAGUGGCAGCGGAGCUGCAACAACAUUACCAAUGGCCACAUCUCCCAUAACUGUUAUAACAACUACAGCCAGCAGCUCCAGUCACCAUUCAUCAGCUGGUAAUGUUUCGGGUCCCCAAAUGUUAACCUUUAAGGAGCGUACCAUGAGCAUUACCAGUGUGACGGAAGAGGAUGAUGAGCCGGUGUCAUUGUUAAGUGAACGUUGCCGCUACAUCAGUGUUAGUGAGGAGGAUGAAAAUGCCAUUGCGGAAAUGGUGGCCGAAACAAUGGUGACAUCGGCAAAUGCCGCAGCAGUUACGUCAGCCGCUGCAACAUCAUCAUCUUUGUCUAUGUCACUGACAAUGUCGGCGACAACAGCGGCGCCCACAACAACAACAACAACAAAUCAACAAACAACUGUGAUAACAGAGCAGCCAACAGCAACAGCCAGCAAAUUGGAAUUAGAUUUAAUGUUGGCCUCUGCUGAUAUAAAUACAACAUUAACCGAUACAAUAACAACAACAACAACACAAGAUAAUAAUGAAAACAUUACAACAACAACAACACAAACGAAUACAACUAGUAGCAACAUCCCCCAUAAUCCCUCUGCAUUAAGUUCAACGACAGCUGAUGUAGAUGCAAGCAACAGUGGCUAUGGCGAUGACGACGACGACGUUGCAACACCACAAAUUGUGGUGGCAUCUACAUCAUCAGCAGCAGCAUCAUCAUCCGCAACAGCAGCAGCAGCAGCAACUCCUCUUUUUAUAACUCCUUCAUCCAAUGAAGUCGCUGACAAAAGCUCACCUUCCAUACCAACAUCGAUUGGUACCACAACAAGUGAGGAUUCGGAUGAAUAUCGAUCAUUGGAACCAAAAGAUGAUACGGAUUUUCCAAUAUCCGAAUAGUGUUGAAAUUUAUUAUUUCAAUGCUAUUCUAUGCUAAUGAUAUUACAACAACAACAACAGCGGACAAUGCUACAACAUCAUGGCUUGGUGACAUUGAUUAAAUAACACAAAAACUAAGUAAAUAAAUUAUUAACGACCGACAAUGACGACGAUAGAUUGAUUCUAAUGCUAAAAUAGUAAAGCUGACCAACCACAAUAAGAAUUACAACACUAGUGUUAAUUAACAGAAACGACAAACGACAAUUCUUUAAUACAACAAUUUACUAUUAUAACAAAACAACAACAACCAGAAGAAAUACAAACUACUACUACUAUAACUACUCCUUUAAUGUUGUGCUGCUAUUCUCUAAAUGUUUACCAAAAAAAAAAGAAGAAAAAGAAAAAAAAAAACAAAACAAAUGAAACUAAAUCAAAUUACAAACCGAAAUACAAUACACAAUAAUUGUUCUAAAAAUAAUAAUGAAAAGAAAAAAAAUGGAAUAAAUACUGCAAA
Molecule: messenger RNA, 6157 nt
Organism: Musca domestica (house fly)
Lineage: Eukaryota; Metazoa; Arthropoda; Insecta; Diptera; Muscidae
Gene: Atg17
Product: RB1-inducible coiled-coil protein 1
Exons: 6
Coding region: 928-5664 (1578 amino acids)
Biological process (GO): positive regulation of protein phosphorylation; reticulophagy; autophagy of mitochondrion
Cellular component (GO): extrinsic component of membrane; Atg1/ULK1 kinase complex; phagophore assembly site membrane
Molecular function (GO): molecular adaptor activity; protein kinase binding
Source: RefSeq, a predicted model, not a curated record